Molecule: messenger RNA, 750 nt
Organism: Danaus chrysippus (African queen)
Lineage: Eukaryota; Metazoa; Arthropoda; Insecta; Lepidoptera; Nymphalidae
Source: the annotation of a GenBank genome assembly
AUGAUGGAGAUGAUGGUGAUGAAGGGGGUGAUGGGGAUGAUGGUUGUAAUGGGGAAUAUGGAGAUGAUGGAGAUGAUGGAUUUGAUGGGGAUGAUGAUGAUGAUGGAGAUGAUGGAGAUGAUAGGGGUGAUGGGGAUGAUGGGGCUGAUGGAGAUGAUGGAGAUGAUGGGGGUGAUGGGGAUGAAGAGGUUGAUGGAGAUGAUGGAGAUGAUGGGGAUGAUGGAGAUGAUUGAGAUGAUAGGGAUGAUAUGGAUGAUGGGGUGUAUAGGGAUGAUGGGGGUGAUGGAGAUGAGGGAUGAUGGGGAUGAUGGGGAUGAUGGGGUGAUGGAGCUGAUGGAGAUGAUGGAGAUGAUGGGGAUGAUGGGGAUGAUGGAUGAUGGAGAUGAUGGAGAUGAUGGGGAUGAUUGGGGUGAUGGGGGUGAAGGGGGUGAUGGAGAUGAUGGAGAUUAUGGGGGUGAUGGGGAUGACGGGGAUGAUGGGGAUGAUGGGGAUGAUGGAGGAAAUGUGGAUGAUUGGGGUGAUGGGGAUGAUGGAGGUGAUGGAGAUGAUGGGGUGAUGGGGAUGAUGGGGGUGAUGUGGAUGAUGGAGAUGAUGGAGAUGAUGGAGAUGAUGGAGAUGAUGGAGAUGAUGGAGAUGAUGGAGAUGAUUGGGAUGAUGGGGAUGAUGGGGGUGAUGGGGAUGAUGGAGAUGAUGGAGAUGGUGACGGUGAUGGCAUAUUUGUUAUAUUUGGAUGGCACAUUUGGCAUAUAA